Molecule: messenger RNA, 972 nt
Organism: Emericellopsis cladophorae
Lineage: Eukaryota; Fungi; Ascomycota; Sordariomycetes; Hypocreales; Bionectriaceae
Product: Store-operated calcium entry-associated regulatory factor-like protein
Exons: 1
Coding region: 1-972 (323 amino acids)
Biological process (GO): regulation of store-operated calcium entry
Cellular component (GO): endoplasmic reticulum membrane
Source: RefSeq, a predicted model, not a curated record
AUGCAACUCGCGAGACUCGUCGCCGCGCUAUUUCUCCUCGCGUCAGCCGACGCCGGCAGCAAACCCAAGGCCGCCAUCCUCCUCUCCCAGGUUCAAUCACUCACCCUCCGUGGUCAUGGCGCGCAAACCACGCACCGGCGCGUGCCCUCUGCACCGCAGCUGAAAUGUCUCUCCCACCCAUCUCUCUGCGCCCUCGUCGAGCCACACCUCGAUGUCAUGCGCUGCCAGAACAUGGGCUCGUCCUACGAUGAGGCCAACGUCGAGUGGUCCUGCACCGCCACUCUACCGGAUGAGGUCCGGCUGGGGAGUACAGACGUCAUCUGCGAGGGCUACGCGAGCUCAGACGACGAGUAUGUGCUCAAGGGCUCGUGUGGCGUGGAGUACCGCGUGGCCUUGACAGAGGCUGGUGAGGAGCGCUAUCCAGACUUGGUAAACAAGAUGCAGCAGGGAGUCACGGGGCCUAGCAAUAUGUUUGGCUAUCUGUUCUGCCUCCUCUUUGUAGGCAUCGUAUGCUGGAUGUUUUACAAGGCAUGGACCAACACCAAUCCCCGAAUGGCCAACCGCAUCAGGCGAAGACACGGCAGGGCCGGAGGACGUCUUGGAGGAGGAGGUGGAGGCUGGGGUGGUGAUGACGAUUAUGGACCAGGCGGCGGCGGCGGGUUCGGCGCAGACAGCGACGCACCUCCUCCGUACCCGGGUUCGAGCAGCAGAAAGUCAGCGCCGAGUGGCCGACAGCAGCAGGGGGAAGGCUGGAGGCCUGGUUUCUGGACAGGUCUGGCCGCGGGAGGCGCCGCAGCUUAUGCCGCGAGGGGAUCCUCGUCUAGGAACAACAACAACAAUAACAACAGGCGGCAAGGUGAUGGCUUCUUCGGAGGCGGUGGCUCGUCGUCCUCCUACGCCUCUAGUUCCAGGAGUGGUCCCUCUGGGUCAGCACACGAAAGCACUGGGUUUGGAAGCACCAGCCGUCGGUAG